This is a messenger RNA of Sphenostylis stenocarpa, 801 nucleotides long. The record is from the annotation of a GenBank genome assembly. Lineage: Eukaryota; Viridiplantae; Streptophyta; Magnoliopsida; Fabales; Fabaceae.
AUGUUGCUCAUUAGUUGUUGUUUCUUUUGUCUUUCUAAAGCCAUAGACUGUGGUGGGAAGAAUAUUUCACAAACUAUCAUUGUUGGCCAUAGAGCAGCAGAUUUUAAAACAAUUCAGGAGGCCAUUGAUUCUGUAGACACAGACAAUGAUAAAUGGGUCAAGAUUCAUAUACAAGCCGGCUUAUACGUGGAAAUGGUUACUAUUCCCAUAGAAAAGGCGUGCAUAAUUUUAGAAGGCGAGGGUAGCGAGAAAACAUACAUGAGUUAUGGGGAUCACGGAUCAAUAAACUACAACGCUACGUUCACUUCUUUUGCAUCCUAUGUGAUUGCAACUGGCAUUACUUUCAAGGGUGAAGUCGACUUUAUAUAUGGUGCUGCACAAUCUUUUUAUGAGAACUGUUGGAUAAAUGCUUUGGGGAGAUAUCCAAAUUUACCAGGCUUUGUGACAGCUCAAGGACGAGACUCAGCAGAUGACCCAGGUGGUUUUGUGUUUGAAGGGGGUUCCAUUACAGGGAACGGUAAAGUGAAUUUAGGAAGAGCAUGGAGACCAUACUCCAGAGUCAUUUUUCAUAAAACCUAUUUUUCCUCCAUUAUAACUCCUCAAGGAUGGGAUGCUUGGAAUGCUGCUGGCAAUGAGAGUAGGACCACUUAUGCUGAAGUUGACUGUAAAGGACCAGGAGCUGAUACUUCCAAGCGUGUUCCGUGGAUGAAGAGUUUAAAUGCUUCGGAGCUGGAUCACUUUUCUUUCGCAUCUUUUAUCAAUAAAGAUGGAUGGAUUGAUAACUUACCAUCAAUAUCCUAG